Messenger RNA from Tribolium madens (black flour beetle), 3703 nucleotides. RefSeq names its product ATP-binding cassette sub-family C member 4-like. The record is from RefSeq and is a predicted model, not a curated record. Gene Ontology annotation, cellular component: membrane. The coding region runs from base 35 to 3703 and encodes 1222 amino acids. Gene Ontology annotation, biological process: transmembrane transport. Lineage: Eukaryota; Metazoa; Arthropoda; Insecta; Coleoptera; Tenebrionidae. The transcript has 8 exons. Gene Ontology annotation, molecular function: ABC-type transporter activity; ATP binding; ATP hydrolysis activity.
UGUCCAACGAGUUACAAGUGCUUUUAAUUAAAUAAUGGACCAGGGAUUUAAACCGAAAAAACAAACACAUCCCAGAGAAACUGCAAACCUUUUAUCACUAAUCACAUUUUUUUACUCGUUCGCCCUCUUCAAAAAAGGCUUCAAAAAAGAGUUAGACGACGACGACAUAUACGAGGUUUUGAGCAGUUGCAGAUCAAAACAAUUGGGUGACCAGUUAGAACAGCAAUGGCAACUCGACAAGAAGAAAAACAAAAAAGCGUCGAUGGUGCGUGUCCUUUGGGCCUGUUUCGGAAAGACCUACAUGAUGUUUGGAGUGAUGCAACUGAUAAUGAGGACUAUUUUUGUAGUUGCAGUACCGGAAGCUCUGGCAAAACUGAUCUCGUAUUUUAGUCCAGGGCAAACUGAAUUGACCAAAAAAGAUGCUUAUUUGUACGCAUCUGCAGUCAUUGGUCUCGGAAUUGUUAAUUUUGUCUAUACCCAAAACUAUUUGAUAGCAUUGACCGAAUUUGCGAUCAAAAUUAGGACGGCUGUUUGCUCUUUCAUCUAUCGCAAAGCGCUCAAAAUGACCGAAUCGUCACUCUCUGAUAUAACAAUGGGAAAAAUUGUAACUUUGAUAACAAAGGACAUUUUUGCAAUUGAAAUGGUUGUAAAUUUCGGAAAUGACAUCUGGAUUGGUCUCGUUCAAACUGCAAUAAUUUGUGGCUUAAUUUAUGGCAAAAUCGGAAUUGCUGCUUUUGCGGGAGUUGGCUUUUUUCUCAUCGUUCUUCCUUUACAAAUUUUUAUUGCCCGAAUGUCAAGAUCAUUUCGUCUGAAAACUAGUAAAAAAACCGACGAACGCAUCCAACUCACCCAAGAAACCCUCUCAAGCAUCAAAACGAUCAAAAUGUAUUCCUGGGAGGAUUUCUUCAACAAAAAAAUCUCCUCAACACGAAAGAAAGAGGUCAAUUCAAUAUUUAAAUUAUUUUGCUUGAAGAUAAUCAUAAUAGUGAUUGGAGGACUGUCGGCCAAGAUUGGUUUUUAUGUCCUUGUCAUGACUUAUGUCUGGUUGGGCAACUACAUCACUGCUGAAAUCGUGUAUUUCAUCCAAAGUUGUUUCGGAAAAUUGAGACACCUCCUCAGUAUUUUGUUCCCAAUUGGUAUAACUUUCGGAGCAGAGCUUUCGGCUACCUUCAUCCGACUUCGAAGUAUUCUAGACGCAGAAGAAGUACCAACUUCUCGAAAUCACCUCGAACUUGGAACAAAAGGACCUGUUGUAAUCCUCGAUAAAGUUUCAGUCAAAAUAAAAGGAGUUGAGAUUAUCAAAAGUGUCACCAUGGAAAUACAAAGAGGGUUAAACAUCGUUGUGGGUCAUGUGGGUACUGGAAAAAGUACUUUUCUGAAAACAAUCCUCGAAGACUAUAAAAUUGAGGGCAAUUUGACCAUUUAUGGAAAAUUGUCCUAUGCUUCUCAAGAGCCUUGGUUGUUUCCUUCAACAAUCAAACACAAUAUACUCUUCGGGGAGAAACUCGACGAAGAGAGGUACAAAAAAAUCCUCGAGAUUUGUGCCUUGAAUUACGACCUGAAUUCGUUGAGUGACGGCGAUGGGACUUUUGUGGGAGACAAUGGUGUCAAUUUGAGCAAAGGCCAACAAGCUCGAGUCAAUUUAGCCCGAGCUGUUUACAAAAACGCUGAUAUUUACCUUCUCGAUGAUUGUUUGGCAGCUCUUGAUGGCCAUGUCAGUGAUUACAUCUUCAAAGAGUGCAUUUUGAGUUUCCUCAAAGACAAACUAUGUGUUUUGGUGACAAAUAAUCAUGACCAUAUCCAAGCAGCCGAUUGGAUAAUUAAGAUAACAAGUUUUACAGCCACUUACAAAGAAAACAAAAAUCAAAUCAAAUUCGAAUUGCCCAAAAAUAAACAAGUGGUCAAAAAUGACGAAAUUGAGAAAGUGGAAAAAGUGCCUGAGAGUACCAACGUUUACAAAGAAGUUAAAAAGAGCGGCAAAGUCGAUUACGAGACUUAUUUCAAAUACAUCCGAUUUGGUGGAGGGUUUAUUUGUUUUAGCCUCAUUUUGGGAAUGUUUGUUGUGGUUCAAUCAGUGGUUAGUUACAGUGAUAAGUUGGUGAGCAACUGGGUCACUCUAGAACAGAAUGUUUCAACCUACAAAAUGCAAAACUUGACUGUUUCUCCGGAAGCCGAGGCAGAAAGAUCAAGUGUUUUAAACUUGUACACCAUAAUUAUAGUUUCCGCAACCGGAUUGUCUGUAAUUAAAGCUAUGAGCUUUUUUGCAUUCAACAGAAACGCUUGCAUCAACUUACACAAAGCUAUGAUAUCGAGAGUCAUCAACGCGAAAAUGACUUUCUUUGACUCUCAUUUAAUCGGAAAUGUACUUAAUAGGUUUUCUAAGGAUUUGUGUACUAUAGACGAACAUCUUUCAUUCCUUAUGAAUGAAUGUUUGGAUUUAUUUUUGCAUCUUCUUGGAAUUGUUUUCUUGGUGGCUUCAGUCAAUACCUUGUUUUUGAUACCAGCUGUGAUUUUUUUCUGCAUUGCUUACUUAGCUCGAUUUAUCUACCUCAGAACUGGUCGCAACUUACAAAGACUUGAAGCAGCAUCUCGUAGCCCUUUAAUUGGCCACCUCAAUUCAAGUCUUGAAGGCUUAACUACAAUACGAGCCUUCAAAGCUCAGGAAAUAAUCAAAGAUGAGUUUGAUAGAUACCAGGACCAUUACACUUCCAUUAACUACAUCAUCCAAAACAGUAUGCGAGCCCUGGCUUUUGUUUUAGACAGCAUGUGUUCUAUUUUUAUCACAAUUGUGAUUGUCCGAUUUUUGAUAAUCCCAGAUGAUACUAGUGUGGGAAAUGUGGGCUUGGCCAUAUCGCAAGCUUUCCACUUGACCGGCCUUUUGCAAUAUGGAAUAAGACGUUGGGCCGAUUUUGAAAGUCAAAUGACAUCAGUUGAGCGCGUUUUGCAAUACACUGAAGUAGAACAAGAGAAAAAAGAAGGUCAAGUGGUCAAAGAGUGGCCACAAGAAGGCGGAAUUACUUACGAAAAAGUUUCAAUGAAAUACGGCGAAAGAAAAGUUUUGAAAAAUAUCACAUUGACGAUUCUCCCGAAACAGAAAAUUGGGAUUGUUGGUAGGACCGGGGCCGGAAAAUCGUCAAUAAUUUCAACACUUUUCCGGCUUUACGAUAUUGAAGGGAUUGUCAAAAUUGAUGGGAUUGAUAUAAAGGAUCUCUCCUUGGAUUAUCUACGAUCUAACAUAGCUUUGAUUCCGCAAGAUCCUCUCCUGAUUAGUGGCACAAUUCGCGAAAAUAUUGAUCCUCUGAACAAAUGCAAAGACGAAGAAAUUUGGAAAAUAAUCAAAAUUGUUAAUCUUCAAGACUUCGUGACGAGUCUCAGCGACAGGAUUGACAACAACACGAGUUUAAGUGCUGGUCAAAAACAACUCUUGUGUUUAGCUAGAGCCAUAGCUCGCAAGAACAAAAUUGUUGUUUUAGAUGAAGCUACAGCAAAUUUAGACAGUGAGACAGAUUCUCUCAUUCGAAACGUAAUCGAAGAGAAUUUUGUAUCCGCAACUGUGGUCAUUAUAGCUCAUAGAUUGGUCUCGGUAUUAGCAGCUGAUGUCGUAAUGGUUGUUGAUGAUGGGCAAAUUGUUGAACAAGACAAACCUGACAAGUUAUUGGAGGAUAAAAAUAGUCUAUUUUAUGAAAUGAUUAAACAAACUUGA